This is a messenger RNA of Echinostoma caproni, 324 nucleotides long. NCBI's taxonomy places the organism in Eukaryota, Metazoa, Platyhelminthes, Trematoda, Plagiorchiida, Echinostomatidae. The record is from the annotation of a GenBank genome assembly.
CUUCACAUGCAGUCUGCUCAACGUGGUCCGGCUGUGUUGCAGUUGAAUGCUGCUCGCAAGCGUGAUUCACAUGUACAAAGUUUAAAAACUCGAUUGCGAAAAAAUAUGAACGCUAUUACUGAGAAUUACGAACUGAUUCUUUCUCGAGCAAAAGUAGACACGAAUGAGAGCUCCGCGAUCCUGGGUGCUUAUGCUCAAGCGGAACAGGACACGUACGAGAUGAGCGUACGGGCGGCAAAUAUUCUUUCCAGUCAUAUCAUUCUGCAGACUGACUCUUUAAGCAUGGAUUGGUCGUCCAUUCUUUUUGUGAAGCACACAAGAUGA